Messenger RNA from Lycium ferocissimum, 447 nucleotides. RefSeq lists its product as uncharacterized. Bases 1 to 447 code for a protein of 148 amino acids. NCBI's taxonomy places the organism in Eukaryota, Viridiplantae, Streptophyta, Magnoliopsida, Solanales, Solanaceae. The record is from RefSeq and is a predicted model, not a curated record. The transcript has a single exon.
AUGGAUGAGCAUGUUGUUCAUUUUAAAUGUGUGUUUGAAGUGCUUAGACAAGAACAAUUUUAUGCUAAUGUUGCUAAAUGCACUUUUUGUGUCGAUGAAAUUAUUUUCUUGGGUUUUGUUGUGAGUUCAAGGGGCGUUGAGGUUGACAAAUCCAAAAUAGAAUCUAUUAAGAAUUGGCCAACUCCUAAAUCCAUUGGUGAUAUAAGAAGUUUUCAUGAAUUGUCUAGUUUUUAUAGGCGGUUUGUUAAGGGGUUUAGUACCAUAGCCACUUCUUUGACCGAGGUAAUCCGAAAGGAUAAACCUUUUUCUUGGGGUGUGGAGCAAGCAAAGGCUUUUGAAACUCUAAAACAAAUGCUUAGAUCUACACCAUUGUUGCAAUUACCCGAUUUCAACAAAAUCUUUGAAAUUGAAUGUGAUGCUAGUAAAGCAGGUAUUGGUGCCGUUUGA